AUGAAACUAAUCAUAAACGGAAAAAUAUGGAAUAUUGUAUCUGCAUAUGCACCUCAGCAGGGUUGCAGAGAUGAGGAGAAAGAGGAAUUUAGAGAAAAACUUGAAGAGUAUAUAGAAAGUAUAACACGAACAGAAUUAAUAUUAAUAGCCGGAGGCAUGAAUGCACAUGUAGGAGAAAGUGGCAAUAGGUAUGAAGGAGUCCAUGGUGGAAUGGGUUUCGGAAGACGAAAUGUAGAAGGUAGGCGAUUACUGGAAAUAGCAGAAGCAGCAGAAAUUACAAUAUUGAAUACUUGGUUCAAGAAGAUACAAAGCUAUCUAAAUAAAAGCGGUCAGAAUGAGACACAGGUUGACUACAUCCUGGUAAGAAGAGAAGACAAACGACUUGUAAUGGAUUGCAAACUUAUACCUGGAGAACCAGUGAUGACGCAACAGAGAUUAUUAGUAGCAGAUUUUAGGAUGAAAAGUGGAAGGAAGAGAAGGAAAGAAGAAAGAAAGGAGAUUAAAGUCUGGGAGUUGAAAAAUGAAAAGAAGAAUGAGUUUAGAAACAAAGUUGAAGAAACGUUGAUGGAAAGACAUAGAACUGGCAGCUUACCAGAAAUAGCAGAGAAGCUGUGGGAAGAUAUGAAAGAUAUAUUAGUAACAAAAGCAAAAGAGAUUUGGGUUAAGACGAGUGGGAAACCAAAAGAAGAGAAAGAUACAUGGUGGUGGAAUGACGAGGUUCAAGCUGCAAUAAAGGAUAAGAAGUUAGCACUAAAGCAAAUGAAAGACAUUGAGAAUGACACCACUAAAGAAAAUUACAGACAAGCCAAGAAGCAGGCGAAAAGAGCAGUAGCCAGAGCAAAGAUUAAUACAUACAGAGAUUAG
Messenger RNA from Scylla paramamosain (green mud crab), 864 nucleotides. Its product is annotated as craniofacial development protein 2-like. Gene Ontology annotation, biological process: chromatin remodeling. The transcript has a single exon. NCBI's taxonomy places the organism in Eukaryota, Metazoa, Arthropoda, Malacostraca, Decapoda, Portunidae. Gene Ontology annotation, cellular component: nucleus. Bases 1 to 864 code for a protein of 287 amino acids. The record is from RefSeq and is a predicted model, not a curated record.